GAGACAACUAGUCACAGACUGACUGACCCCAAUCAGCAUGUCUUCCAAAGUUUCCCUCACAGGCACUAAAGCCAAGAACCAGCCCCAUGUAAGCCAGCCGCCGCCGCUGCUGCAGCAGCAAGAGCAGCAGCCGUUCCCAGAGGCCAAUGCUGAAGCCAUCAGUUUCCUUAACUCUUUCAAGUUGGAGGAACUUCUGUUCUUCUCUGAGACUCUGGCCAUCGUCUCCGACACGGGGGAACCUCAGGGAGAGCUGACCAUCGAGGUGAAGAAAGGGAAGUACAAGGACAACCUGGGCAUCCUGACCCACUCUGUAAUGGUUCACGCCUUUAGCCGAGGCUUCCUGGAUAAAUCGCUGUGUGGAAGCUCCCUCCUAGGCUACCUAACCAAUAAACUGGAGCUAAUGGAGCAGCACAGCCACGAGUUCAUCAAGUUUCCCAUCCUCCCCAUGGAACGGAAGAUGAGCAUUCUGAGGCAGGAUGACCAGAUGGUUGUGACCAGAAGUGUCAAGGAGGGCGAGGAAACGAAGACUGGAGUCUCUGUUUUCCCCUGUCAAUCACUUAAGGGCUUUGUCUCCAAUAUCGCCAAUCUGGUGCUUCUGAGAGUGAUGGCUUGGAGACAGUCAGUGCCCAGCGGUGCUCGCUUCCUGGCCUUGGACACGGAGGGCAAACUAUGCUAUUGCACCUAUCAAUCCCUGGGCUUCCAGACAAUCCAAGUGGGCCACCAGCAGGCUGAAAUGUUCAUCGUGGAACAAACCUUACACUCUGAAGAGGGCAUUCCCUUCUCCUGCCAGUUCUACUUGCUCUCUGAUGGGCACCUGGCUAAGAGAAUCCAGGUGGGCUCUCCAGGGUGUUGUAUCAUCACCAAGAUGCCCCUCUUGAGGGAAGAGGAUGUGAUUGAGCCUCCGCCCCAGUUUGCUAAGAAGCCCCUGGUGUGGGAGGAAGACAUGGAGCUAUACUCGAAAUUCCUGAACCGGAAGGAGCAGCUACGCCUCAGCCACACCAGCUUUCUGCGGCAGCACCCCGAGGCCCAAGCGCUGAUCUCCGACUUCCUGCUCUUCCUGCUGCUCCGCAGGCCGGAGGAUGUGGUCACCUUCGCCGCCGAGCACUUUGGGCCCUUCGCGAAGCUGCGCCCGCCGAUCCCUGCCCUACGAUCCUCACACCGGCCUAACCCUUUCCGCUCGCUGGAGGAGGAGGAAGAGGAGGAGGAAGAAGAGGAGGAGGAGGAGGAGGAGGAGGAAGAGGAGGAGGAAGAAGAGGAGGAGGGAGAGGAGGGAGAGGAGGGAGAGGAGGGAGAGGAGAAGUACUAUUACACCGACUACGGUGACUACUACUUCGAUGAUGAAGACAACAAGGAUGAUAAUGACGACGACGACAACGUCAACGACGAAGACAGCGACAACGAUAACGACGAUGACAUCGAUGAAGUCGAGCAGGAUGACAACGAUGAAGUCGAGCAGGAUGACAACGAUGAAGUCGAGGAGGAUGACAACGAUGAAGUCGAGGAGGAUGACAACGAUGAAGUCGAGGAGGAUGACAAUGAUGAAGUCGAGGAGGAUGAUGGCGACAACCAGGAUUUGGAUCUGGAAAAGGACUAGGCAGACAGAGCUAAGAGCGGGAGACUGGGACUGAUCCGGUCGGGUAUCCAGGCUGCGGGUUCCUUUCCCCGGUGCUACCCGGUCAGCAGGGACUGCCUCUGGCUAGCAUCUCUUGUCAAAAAUGCAAAGCUGUAAUUUUGUUUA
Molecule: messenger RNA, 1738 nt
Organism: Mesocricetus auratus (golden hamster)
Lineage: Eukaryota; Metazoa; Chordata; Mammalia; Rodentia; Cricetidae
Gene: Catip
Product: ciliogenesis associated TTC17 interacting protein
Exons: 10
Coding region: 38-1594 (518 amino acids)
Biological process (GO): actin filament polymerization; cilium organization
Source: RefSeq, a predicted model, not a curated record